Amoebophrya sp. A120 is the source of this 13114-nucleotide messenger RNA. Lineage: Eukaryota; Dinophyceae; Syndiniales; Amoebophryaceae. The record is from the annotation of a GenBank genome assembly.
UGUUGAUGCGGCUGCGCCGCCUGCGGAGAAAAACUCUGACAGUGAUGAAGAUCUCUUCAAUCAUGGCUCGCAUUGAAAAGACGUACUAGCGAUCAAGUUCUUCAAGCCCGGCUCGCUUUGAAAAGAUAGUAAUGAUCUUCCCGCCACUCAUCGUAACCGUUUUGAUUAAACUCCAAGGAGCAAGUAGGAAAGCAGAUAGAUGUAGGUUUAGGUUAUAAGAAAACAAAAGAACUACCGACACCAAAUGUAUGUGUAUUCCCCUUUCCUUUUGGUUUUGACUGGCGCUUCUUCUACAGGAGUACACAAAAUGCGAACCCGUAUGCGAUAAGAAACGACAGCGACAUAGACACCGGAACGACUAAUAGAUUGUGAUUGAUACGAAGACAUCAAACGACGACCAUUUUUGUGCGAAGAACUAACGGACAAGUAGGACGAAUUCAUUGUUUGCUUCUACACGGGCCGCCCGACCUGCGCGUACGUAGUUCUUUUGGUGGAGGGUGCGCAGAGAUCCUGCAGUCGGGUGCUGGUACUACUACAAACCCAAACUACCCACGACUGGCAUUGAGGACUUGCAGCUCUUUCUUGUCCCUGAGAAACAAGUUCACCGAAAAGCAGCAAGUAAGUACAGGUUGCUCAACCUCGUGUCCUCACCAUCAACAUGUCUUUUUUAUGAAGAUGAAUAUAGAAAUUUUUAGAUUUAUCAUGGUGUUGGUCAUGAAUGAUGGGCGAAGUGCAGCCAGCGCCAUGAUCUUCAGAAAUUAAUAGACCAUCACCUCCUCCCCGGUGAAGAUGCUGGCUUUAGGAAUAAAAAACUCUUAACAUCAUCAGUUUGUUUACCAGGGAAUUCAAACGCUCGUUGCUUUUCAAACAACUCAGGCACGACGCACCGUCUCCGGGGACGAGCACCAACGGAACAUCUAAAAAGACGUACUUCGUUCUAUCGCUGGGUAGUACUAUUAAUUCUACCAAGUACAGCUGAGGCCGUCGAGGACAGCAAAAAUGGAGGAGGACUUUAUCAAAUUUGGGGCGGACGAGUGGGGCUGCGAGCCCGACAUCAGUCUGGAGCAAGAUAUUUUUCCGGAAUCGCUGGUCCGGGAACUGAUCAUGAUCGCUAAGGUCACUGGCGUUCCCGGAUACCGGGAUAAUGUUUUAAGUACGACCUUUCCGUCUGCCCCGCGCUGGGCGCUGCCGGCGUUGAUUCGGGCCCGCCGGAUCUGCCGCGAGCAGGUCGAAAAGCACUACCCGAUCAUGCCGAUUGGGGGCCAGCCAAAGAAAGAAAAGAAGAACACGGGGUAAAUAAGUUUAAGUAGUAGAGCGCUGCAGAUUUUUUUUAUCUUGCCCUUCUUCGCAAUAGGAAAUAAGAUAAGUAGCAUGCCCAACAGUCGACAGGAACGCUGAAAUCAAAAUCUUCUAGCGGAAAUUUUGAUGAAGCAAACGCAAAGGAAGUGAAGUUAUGGAGCACGUCCUUUUUUCCUCUUUGACUGAUACAUUUUUUACCUAUGAAUGUACCCACAGGCCCGUGAAUCCGCUAGCUCGCGGCCGUGCGCAGCAGACCUACAAGAAUAUUGCCAUGCACCUUAUGAACAAGCAGAUACGAAAACCGAAACCAUAGAUGAAAAGUUCAGCUCCACUCACGACGGCAGAUUGGCUCAGAAUCAGCUGCGUUGAUCCCCUGAUUAUUUAAAGCACUCAUGUGAAAAUGAAUUGCUUUAGUUUUAUGAAAAAUUGAUGUGCUAUGCGAAGGAAAACAUAUCGACGCAUGGACAAGAGCAUGUAAGUUCCCGAAGCAGUUUGUAGUACCAUGCUACAGGGGUAUUGCUAUGCUUAGCACGACGAGGGACACACAAUAUCAGGAUAAUCCAACGAGAGGCACUUUUUCUACUAGUACAUGGAAAUUAAUAAUCACAGGGGCUCGUGGGGUGGAGGAAGAACUUUAGUGCGUUGAUUUUGGUUUUCAUACACCGAACAGGAAAAAGCUGCGAUGAGCGCUGCAGCUGCUCUUGCGUCCGCGCCGAUUAAGAGAGUACCUGUUGCCGGCAAAAUCGCGAUACCAGAGGCGCCCGCGUUGGCAGAACCCGAUGCCAGUGGUGAAGACGGUAGUUCCUCCGCUGAGGCGUUCAGCCACGAAGGACUGAUCGCAAACUGUGGGAAAAAAUCAGGUUCUUCUUGCCAAACAAAUGAAGCUUUCAGCCGCGAGGCCAUGCUGAACAACGCAAACACUGAUAAUGCAGCAGGGUAUCAACCGCAGCAUUGCAACGUUUGCCCCCAACAUGAACAGGAGCGCAGCAUCUUCGAGAUUUAGUCUCUAUGUUUUUCAGUACAUGCCUCCUAUAGUGUCUGUUACACUCUGAUGUCCCGAAAUUCUAAUUUGCAUUGUGCAGUCACACUCUCAGUCUUUGCCUUUGGCUUUGCAAGAAACGGAGGUGUUGAGACGCACUGGACUUCUGCUCGUGCUGUGAAUUUGAUUUACUGCACCGUGGCAAAAAAGACGAGCCCAGUUUUCCUCGUGAGGGUGAGCAAGAAAAUAAUACUGGGCGAUCGAGAACAUGAACAAAAAGAAAAAGCGCACCACCCAGAUACAUUGCCAUUGGUAUAAAUCUUGAUCGCACCACCGGCACCCACACGACGUCGAACUGAGUGCGCUCCUGCUCGGGGGCUCCUGCAAUUUUGUGAAUUGAUACAUGCUCCUCCGCUCCUGCAACGGAAAACUCCAAUCAGGCACAGAACGACGCAGCGGACCACCAGCACCAAGCGAAUGGGCAUGCAAUGGUUGAGAAGAAAGACGAAGCGGUACUGGCUUCUUCCGGGGCGGCCAACGAACAGCCUCAGACAAUGCAGCAGACCGAACAAAUCUCAGGGAUGAAAACGGAGGAAAGCAACAAGAGGCUCAGCGCCGGCGGCUUAGCUUCUAUGGAUGCCCGACCGACGCAGCAGGGGCUGGGAAUUCCCGGCGCAGCGCCGCAACUGGGAGCUGUGGGUGGUGGAAUCGGUACACCAACCGGAGGUGCUCUUUUCCCGGCUGCGAACAAAGGCGCGAUGAUGCAAGCAGGACUCGGAAUUCCGGGUUCGAACAUAAAGGGUAUGCAGCAGGGCCUCGGAAUUCCCGGCGUCGGAAUGCCCGGCAUGCAGCAAGGGCUCGGCAUUCCUGGCGUUGGAAUGCCCGGCAUGCAGCAAGGACUCGGGAUCCCCGGGAUGGCAGCUGCCGGUAAGAUGAACAUGAAUAUGAUGCAGCAGCAGUUCGGGGCGGGUACGAUGCCGAUGCGUGGCAUGGGCAUGGCAACUGGUAAUAUGCAGCCAGGGAUGAUGGGUGGAAUGGGAAUGGCGGCCGGUACUUCUACGAUGAAUAUGAAUAAAGGAAACAGCAUGAUGAUGAACAACAUGAACAUGCAGCAAAUGCAGAUGUUCGGCGCUCCUGCUCCCGCUGCGGGGGGAGCACAGACGAUGAAGGGGAAGAACCAGAAAAUGAUGAUGCAGAUGCGGCGAACCCCCGCCGGCCAAGCGGCCGCGAUGCAGCAGCUGCAGCAGGUAGUACCAGUGCAGCGACCUGCAGACCCACUCGCCCCCCUGCGGCCCCCGGGCCUCGGAGAGGCUCCCAGCCGCGCGCCGCGGCCCGGAAUGAUCAGCGACAUCUACUUCGUGGAGUGCACCGCUCUGCUAACCUGGAUGAAAUCCGCCCGGAUCGACGAACAUGUGGACAUAUCCAUUGCAGCAAAUAUGUCUGGGUCUCCUGGAAAGAAAAAUGCAACGUAUGCCAUAUGACACAUUUCACAUGUUGACCUGUGAUGAUAAUGUCUGUGGUGCACUUCUUUUCCCAGGCAUCACAGAGACAGAAUGUCUUUUGUGAGGGCAGCUUCAUCCUGAUGCCUAUACCACAUGAGAGAUGUUGCAGCCCUCUCGCCGUAGCAAAAACUGGAUGUAUUUUUCUUUUUAUAUAUGAAAUAUAAAUAGAAAUUAUACAAAAUGCAAUCUUCCAGACCCCAUCCCAGACAUAUUUGCACUUGAUAGGACAACGGACCCUCGGACCACCUGCGGAAGCGUUUCGUGAGUUGUGUGGUUUGGCUGAACGACCAGGAACCGACUGAAGAAGAAAAAGCCGAGAAGGCCCGCAAGGAGAAGGAGCGGGCAGAACGGGAGAAGGAACUCCGGGACCGAGACCGAGACCGCCGACGUCGCCGUGGUUCCCGCGGCCGCCGGUCCCCUCCGCCAAGGGAAAAGGACCGUAAGGUUGGGGGUUCGAAGGACGCUCGCAAAGCUAAGGACGAAGGGGACAAGGAAGGGAACAACGAGAAGAAUGAUAAAGAAACGGAGAAAACCAAGAAACAAGAGGACGGGGAGGACAGCAAGGGGAAAGAUGAACAAGGGGACAUCGAUAUGAAGGCGGACGCCAACGUCGAGAGCGACGGGUCGACAAAGAAACAGAAAGUCAAUUUCCAGAAGGCCACGUUCCAGGGUGGCGACUUUAUGAUCGAAAACAGCCGGGCGCCCCGCGACGCGGACCCGGCCUCGAAAUGGCACCGCAUCCGCCCCAAAAAAAACCUGGGCGGCUUUUUCCGGGCAACGAAGAAGCACAAAGUGGCUGAGGUGACCAAGGGCCCCCGGAUGUCCUUUCUCGUAUGGUUCACGCGCGAUAUUGGAUGCAGCGAAGACUACAAGCUCGCGAACUCGCACAAACACACCAACAUAUUUGACAACGAUGCGGUGGACGACAGCGAGGACGAAUCUGUCAAGGUACUUUUUUCCUACUUGUUGCACAUGAAUCUAUUUCGAAUCGCGCACUGCUUGGAGAUAUCAUAUAUGAUCUGGUGCAACAGGCAAUAGGAGGGGAUACUAGGGAAAAUCCGAACUACAAGCACAUCAAGCAACAUAGGUCAUUUGCGUCCUUAUUCUGAUUUUUUAGGCCGUUUGUUCUAGCACAAGUCAAUCGUCUAGCUUUAGGCGGGCGAUCAUGGGCGUGCGAAGAUGAUAAAUCAUAUCAGCCAAUGGGGGCUGGUGGUGCUAUGAAGAGAAGUACAGCUACAGUUUUGCACUCCGUCGGGGACGAUGUUCGAUGACAUCAUCUACUACUGCGAGUAGAACUUCUUCUGCUGCUUGAAGAAGGUUUCUCUCUUCGCUGAGGAGCUGCGCUGCUGCCUCAAGAAGGAUUUUGUUUAUUCGGUCAGAAAGAAAAACGAAAAUUAUAUUAUGAUUAUCCCAUGCAGGAAGCGAGAUUCGAGGAGGUGGAGGAGGCGGUGACGCUGCAGCCAGGUCAAGACGUGGACGACGUGAAGCUGAUGCCUGAAGUGACAUCGACGGUCGGACAACGGGGAAGGACCGAGAUUUUCGGGUUAGGACCCCACGAACGUUGCGACUUUCCGGGUUUCGACGGCGAAAUCAUGACCGAGCAGCGACGCCUAGAGCAGGCUGAGGAAGCCUGGGCCGAGUUUGUGGAUGCAGGGGGGGCGCAAGAAAUCCAGCAGCUGUGCGUCUCCAAGGCCGGCGCACCGGCGGCCAGUCCCGAGACCGAAAACGACAGAAAUGACGAGGCGGCGACUACUGGUGUGCCUGUUCUCGGCGGGCCGGCAGCGCUUGCAGCGGCUGGUGUGGCCCAACUGGUACCUCACGACGCCGCGAACAAGGAGCAACCGCAAGCGUCCGACGAGAGCAAGCCUUUUGAGCCAACUGCCUCGGGCGUGGACGUGUCCUUGCCACCUUCUAUGGCGUUCGAAGCCGGUCUGGAGGACGGAAGCGUUAUGUUCAUGAAGUCGGAUAAUAUGGACAACUGGAAGAUAAAACCGGACGACGAGGGGAAGAAGGACGACGGCUGGUGGAUCGGCGGCGGUAAAUGUGUCCUCGACAAAGCCGCUGCGGACCGCCUUGUGCGUGCGCAGAUCGCGGCCCGGGAAGCCGAAACUCGAGACCGGGAUGAACGCUUCGCUCUUUACAACGACGGGAACAAGCGAGACGGCGCCGCCCGUAGCCGAGGGCGAGGACGCGACAAUAGCAGAAGCCGGAGGCGCGAUCGGGAGCGAGACCGGGAGCAGCGCGACCGUGAGCGGGGGCGUGACCGAGGAGACCGGGACCGGGCGCCGGAACGGCGCGACGAAACCAGCAGGACAAGGGGGCGGGACCGGGAUCGACGCGACCACCAUGUUGACCAGAGGCGAGACCGCGAUCGUGAUCGCGCACCAGUCGGGGGUGGUCGUGACGACCCGGGAAGGCGCGACCGCGAUCGGGACACGACCAAAAAGGCUUAUGACGAGGCGACGAGCAAGCGUGGGACGGACCGAGACCGAGACCGAAAGGGAGGUUACGACGACCGUGAUCGUCGCGAUCACAAAAAGGAGGACGAGGCGGCGAAGCGUGACCGGGACGACAGGUACGACAGCGCGGAAAAACGAGAUCGCGAUGCAAAAGAUAUUUGGGCAAAGCAUGACGAUCAUCGGGACCGGAAGAAAGAGAAACAAGACAACGAGGAUUGGAAAAAGGAGAAGCGCGAGGGAGGUGGACGUCGAUUCGAGGUGGAAGAUGACCAUGCGGACGCGAAGAACAAGAAGCGUGGUCGGGACCAUGUCGACAAUAGUGGCAACCACCGAAGCCGCUCCCGCGGAAAGAAAGACAAAGAUGCUGUGAAACCUGCAGACAAGAGGGAUAAAAAAGACGAGCACGACCUGCGUGGAGGGGACCGAGACAAGUCAACAGGACGAAACAAGCGCGAAGCGAAAACACAAGACAAGGGGGACGAGAAGAAAAAACGUGCUUUUUCGAUUCAAGUUUCUUCGGAAGAGGACGAUCAGAACGCGCCAUCCAGUAAAAAUAUUAAAAACACGGCCGGAAAUACCAAGAAGACCACUGAUGAUAAAGGCGAUCCUGCGACUGCGUCUGCUGGGAAAAAACGCACCCGGGAUGAGACGGGUGACAUCAAUGCCAGUACGGCAGAUGAUGACAAGAACGAUCGGCGCCGGGGGCGCGGCACGGAUCGGGGCGGGAAUAAAAAAGACCAGGAGCCGACGCCCGUUGGUCGUGGUGGGGGGCGGGGUGAGACAGAUAACGACAAAGCCGCACCCCCGAGCAAGAAGACCUUCAGGAGCGCGACUUCCGCCAACGCAAUUCCGCUCGGAGGUGGCACCGGAACCUCCGCUAACGCCAUUCCGCUGGGUGGAGGCUCGGCAAAGCACGGCAACAAAAAUAAAGAAAAGCUGAAGGGCACUUCUGCGAAUGCCAUUCCGCUUGGGUCCGGCGGCGCAAAUAAGAUUACAUCCGAUCUCGGUACAACUGGACGGGGUGGUCGAGACGACAAGAAGGUCCGCGGCAAAGUGGACCAGCACAACAAGGCAACUAGCCGGGAACGCGGGACCAAGGACCGCGAUGCGGGAAAGCAAGCACAGGGCCGGGAAGUAGGUCAGAGCGCGCGCGCAGCCAGCGGCCAACGGGGGAGGCGAGAAACAGAGCGCGAUGACAAGCGCGUGAAUGAAGGCAAAGCUCAGGCGGACAAAUGGGCGAACGAGUGGAACAACCGGCGGUCCCCCGGAAGAGGAGACAAGAACAAGGACAAAGACGACCGUCGCCGCGACGAUGAUCCCACCUAUGGCGCCGCCUACAAGGGAAAAAAAGAGUCGGCGCCUUCGACCUACAACUACAAACAAGCGGCGGACCGCCAGCACGACAAGGAGCCGACCCGCAAGCGAGGCGAGUACAACGACAAAGGGCGGGGGCUACGAAGUGACGCGCUGCUGGACGAUGACGACGAUAAUUACUAUGGCGCCAAGAUGAGGACGAGUGGGCAAGAGCGAGAGGAGCCGGACCGCCGGGGGCGGGACACCAAGGUGAAGGACGAUGGUGCGGCCGGGCGUGAAAGAACCAAAAACAAGGAUCUUGCGUACAACAAUGAUUACAAGGACGAUCGCGGGUACGACGCGAAAACCUCGACCCGUGGUCGUGAUGGAGUGCGGCGAGAUCAUCGUGACCGGCAGGAGAAGCCCGAAGAACAAGAGAAAGAUUCGCGCGACGGUGGUUGGCGCAAAAGUAAAAAGGAAGCCACAGCAGGAACAAGGGCUGCGGCUGCUUCUGAUCGCAACACCACUGGCGGUCGUCGCGAAGGAGGUGGACGUCGGGGAGACGAAAGCCGCGGUCGCGAGCGCGCCAAGGUGGACAAAGGCAACGCAAAGAACAAGGCCACUGAAGAUGCGCAGCCAGCUUCUCGCGGACGAGAGCGAGACCGAGACGUCGUCGUUCGAUCGUCUGUUGGUGCGUAUGUACCAGCGGAGCAGCCAUUUCGCUCCAGUCGUUCCUCCUCCAUCCCCUCGGUGGUGCCGUCCGAUAUAUCGGAUCCCGCCCUGGACAAAGGGGAGCGAAGCGAUCCGUCCCCGGCCCCCGUUUUGAUUGUGGCCGCGGAAAGUAAGAACACGAAGGGGACCAGCAGGGUUAUCGAUUUGCAGCCCAACCCCCGGGCGAAGCAGAUGCAAAUCGCCGCCGCGGCGGAGCAGCGGGAGAAAACGAAAACGUCAAAAGACACGGCCACAGAAAAUGAAAAAACGCUCGGCAAAAAGGAAAAGAAGAAAAAGCGUGACAAAGCGGAAAGUGACGACAGUCUCGAGGAGGUGGUGCCUGCGUCGAAAAAAAAGAAGAAGGACAAAAAAGAAAAGAAGGACAAGAGUAAAAAGGACAAAAUCGGUACCUUCGAUCCCGACCUGCUCUUGGCAAGCGGCACAACACCAGCCAGGACCACGUCUCGUGUUUGUUGCAGCCGCGGCAUAGAACAAGUUCAUCAGCCCACGGGGAAGACGAAGAUGAAAAGCGACGAAGCUGCAGCCCGACCGGGAGCGCCAUCGAUCGAGAAUGAGAAUUGCACCGAUCCGAUCGGCACUUUCGACCCCGAUUCUCUCAUGAACCCAUUUGGCGGGCUGGACAGCAACAUGCACGCAAACGACGACAGCGACGAAGAGCAGUUUUUCGGCAUGAAGGGUGGCGGGAAGCCCUCCUUUCCCAUGCCCGGAGGGCUGGACGAGGACAACUUCGGUGGGCCGGAUAUGGAGUUGCCGCAAUUUUCGGAUCCGUCACUGAUGAUGGGCGAUCAUGUGUCCUCUCAGCAGGUAAGCGAUAUGAUGAAUGGCAAAGGCGGUGGCGACGUGAUGUUCUUUGGCGGGAAGGAAGGCGCGAUCAUGAGUAAUCCUGGUGAAGACCCGUUUGCCCCCUCGUCAUCUCCAGAGGUGGCGCCUGCUGCCGCACCCGGAGGUGAUACCAUGCCCCCGGCGUUGACCCCCACUUCCGCGAAGGCUGCCAGCAAAUAUGGCGGAGUGCCACCUCCGCCCUACAACGGGGUCGUGCCACCGGGCGGGAAGCCAGACAGCAAAAAUGCCCUACCUUUCCCGGGCGGAAAAAACAAGAUGAUGACGCAACAGCAGCCGGGAGGCGUUCCUGGAAUGAUGGGACCUGCUGGUGGUCCAAAUAACGCGAGCGGCGCGUUUGCACCGGGAAUGAUGAUGAACAGCGGUAAGAUGAAGGGCGGUGGAGCGGCGCCAGGAUUUCCUCAGAACAAUAUGAUGAUGGGCAACAACAAGAUGAACAUGAACAUGAUGAAGAACGCGGGCGGUUACCAGCCUGGCUUCGACAAUAUCAAGAACAACACCUUCAUCAACAAAAACAAAGGUGGGGGCAAGAUGAUGAAAAACAAUUUUAAUAAUUACAACCCGAACCUGAUGAUGAAGGGGCCCGCCAUGAACAACAACAAGAAUAAUUUCAUGAACAGCAGCAACUUUGCUGGGAUGAACGCGAUGAACAAUAUGGGGAUGAACAGCACUAAUGCGAUGUUGAACAUGAACCAGCAACCCAUGAUGGCCGGUGACACGAGCACGACGAUGAACCCGGCCGCCUUCAACCCGAUAAUUGCGCCUAAGAGCGCGAGCCGCGUCAUGUUGGCUCCCCAGGCAAAAGCCAAAGCCGCAUCCGCGGCCGUGCUCCCGAACAGUGCGUCCCCAAGUCCGGCUACCGGUCCGACCGGCGAUCCCCCGGCUCCGGGAGGUGGACCAGCAGACGCCCUCGUUGACCUGAGCACUCCGCUGCCCCCCCUGGAAGCAGAUCCCGCAUCAACGCCCGCGCAGUCACCAUCGCCCGCGGAAAGCGCAGAGGUCGUGCACCAGGAGAUGGUGGAAGGCUCCGCGUCGGGCGGAGCCGAUGAUAACUCGACGGCAGAAGUCUUGGAGGAAGCGGCACCAAAGCCAGAUGCAAAUGGCAGUGGAGCGCCGCAACAGUAUGCUGGCCCGCUCCCCUGUGACCACCUCCAUCUCUCCUGUGCAAGUGCAUAAGUAUGCAUUUAUACAGAAUUAUCCGAUGGUGCUCGUAGUGGUAGUUGUGUAUGAUUAUGUGUGAUGGCAAAACCAAAAUCAAAAUGUGUUUUGUAUUUGUUGCUGUUUGCAGUACUUGAUGGUCACCAGUUGCAUUUUCGGCGAGUUGAGCACGAACAGCAACAGACACAGAUGUAGAAGGCAAUAAUAAUGAAGUUCGGUGCUGCAGUAUGAUUUUAUUGAUUUAGCAGGUUGAAUUGAUCAUCAUCUGCUAGCCUUGUUAUGCUAUUAGUAUGUGAAUGAUCGUGCUUCUACUUGUGCAUUCUGGUAGUAGCUAGUUGUUCUGGUUAACCGUAGUUUGAGCUCAUGGCGGUGGUCGCAUCUGAGGGGGCCAUAUUAGAGAAGACAGCGCCGAAGAACCCCAGGCGUUGGACGAAGCGGGAACAAAGCAGGAGGCCGUGUUCGGGAGUACCUCCCCGGUUGACGUCGCGGACGCCCCCGCCGGAGGGGACUCCUCCGCUCCAGCGCUAACGGAUGAUCUUGUCACGGAUGAGAACGGUCGUGGGGGGCAACAGGCAACUGCGUCUGCGUCGGCUGCUGCUUCUUCGUCAGCUCCUUCCGCUCCGGCUCCGGUGCAGCCAGGGCCGGUCCCGGCUGCCAUUUCAAAGGCGACGCCACCUCCGGCGUCAUUUGCAAAGUCCGCUUCAGUCGGAAAGAGCAGCGCGCCUGUCCUGCUCGCUGCGCCUCCCGCCCUGAAAAAGUCAGCACCAGUAUCCAAAGGAAACACCUAACUCUUCACUCAAUCACGAUCUUCCAACGGCAACGACUAUUUAAGUACUACUUUAGCACUUACAAUUCCUGUUAACAGUAUGUAGAAAGCUUUGCAUCUCCUGCUAGCGAAUCAAUUGUCAUGUAUGUGUACUAUCGAGGUGGGAGCGAAGCUCAGUGACUUCUGCAAGUUCUCUCGUCCACAUCCACAAAGCCAUUGAAGGAUUCAAGUUUAGCCAAAGUUGAGCAUUGAAGAUAAAAAUGUUUCUCCGGCGCGUGUUUCGCGGCUAUUCAAAUCUAUCACAGUGGCGUGACCAUCUUGGCUGCCUGUAUCUGCAGACCACUUGAUGUUGCGUGUGGUUGAUAACUACUCUGGCAAAAACUUUUGCAUGAAUGAAGAGAAUUGAAUAAUAGCCACGAACUAGUACGCGACUGGAACGAAGAUCAAUGUUGUUGGGAGUUGUCGUGAUGUCCGUUCUUUCCUCUUGAUAGUUCCCCGCUGUAGCGACUACGACGACACCCACAGCAGCGGCCGCCGCCGCGACCCCCGCAGGAGAAGAGGGCUUUUCCCCCCCAGGGAGGACGUCCGUACCCGCAAAGGCCGCGUCUCCAGGUGUGGGCGUCAGCGGCAGCGCAACGAUGGCGACUACUGGUGCUGUCCUAGUCCCUGCAACGUCGAAGGCCCGUCCGGGUACUGCGGCGACCCCGGGAGGUGCCGGUGCCGCGACCUCAAGGGGGGUGGAGAUGACCGCACAGCAAGACCAGACGCCUGCUGCCGGAGAUGAAGGAGGUCCACAAUUAGCGAACAACAACGUCGUAACCGACACUGGCUCGUCCACAGCAGCUGCACUCGUCGUGGUGCAGGAGGGAGAGACGAGACGCGUCAUUCGUACUAUCCGCAAACGCGUGCAACGCUGGGAAAAAGAGGAUCUAUCCACUGCAAAAGUAUCGCACUUCUCCGUCGUGUAAAAAAACAGUCUAGCAUUGCAUACCUGAAUCUGCAGGACAAAUUCCAUUUUUCUAUUUGGAAAAAUUUGCAAAAAUGCGACUAGUGCGAUACUUUUGCGAUGCAUAAAAUCCAGCUUUUCGCGAUUUUCGCGAGAAAAGGAUCCAGGAAUUCGAAGCGGUUUAUCGCCAAAAAAUCCAGCUUAUCCUGUGUAAAAGCGUCCCCACCCCAAACAUGUCGUGCAAAUCUGAAAGCCUCAAACAUUUCUCACGCAUAGCCCCAUGAGGACCAUUCUAAUGCGGUCAUCUGGCAGGUUGUCGUGGUAAAAUAAAUCAGCAUGAAAUGAUCGAUCUGUGAUGUGUUUCAGUUUCAGUUUCGAUAAGGAUUGCACUCCGACCCCAACAAGUUUGUCUGUUCAGCCGCGCAGUUUGUUUACUUAUGUCAUGCGCAGCACACGUAUCUUGUUCGUUUGUCUAGCAAAAUGCCCACCAUCUGGACUCUGGAGUGGGGAUGUUUUUACUCUUGAUACAGUUCGGCCAGGAACUCUGAAGAGAUUCUCUGGAAGGGGCGCGUAGAUGAAAGCACCACUUCCUUCUGAAUCAAAUUUCACGAUACCUUCGCGUUCGCCUUCGUUAACGUUGGGAUUUUGCUGUUGCAGAAGCUAGAUGAGGCAGACUACGACUCACGCACCAUCCAACUCUAAAACUGACGUCAGUAAGAGGUCGAGAAAAUGCUGUUCUUCUACUAGAAGAUUCAGUAUCUAUAGUUCUUUGUUUUAUGGUACGGAGACCGAGACGGACGACUACCACUACGGACUCGGAGUAGCAGUAGUACGAAUUGUAUGGAAGUUGACGUGGUGGUGGUGGUCCCCUUUUAUUAUGGCGCGACCGCGACGCGCAGCAGCGCACGACCAAUCCGAUUACGGGUUUGGAACUUUUGAAAAAAGCAGUUGCAGUGCUGGACACGAGGUUCGCGACUAGAAGACCUACAACUGGUGCGAACAAUCAAAGUUGUUAGACUACACGCUGGCUUCCAAGUUUCAUCUUUCGCCGAGUGUUUGAUCAGUCUGAUACACAACAGUAUGGAUCAAUACACUCAUCAUUGUACUACAUGUACUUAGACGUCGUAGCCCACUAUGAAG